CCGUUAUACUGCUGAUUUUCGCUCUGUCGCGAAUCAGCGCACAACCUGCGCUCCCUUUGUUACUUCUUAGGUGGAAGAAAUCCGACUUUGUCCUGGUCUAGCGGCUGAUGAUUGGUGCUCGUUCAGUAUGAGCCGUUCGGUCACGCUUGUGUUCACGCAUCUCGAUUGUCUCUUGAUUGAUAGGUUGCUGAUCGAACCGUUUGGAUCCAACCAAGUAAAUUGUUACUCCGAGUACACAGUGAAGUGGGAUUGGACGUUAUAAUUUAACCGGGUGAAAACAAGUGCACGUGAAAGCGUUUAACCAUGGAAAAAAAUGAAAAACAGGAUGUGAAAAACCCGAGGCAGGGGGCCAAUUUCUUAUCAGCCAUCACGUUCAAAUGGCUGUUUGGAACAUAUCUCACAGGAUACAGAAGGGAGCUAGAAGAAACAGAUCUUUAUUCGCCUUUGCAUGAACAUUCAAGUCGUUAUCUAGGUAAUAAGAUAUCUAGGUACUGGCAAAAAGAGUUGGACAGAUGCGAGAAAUCACAUGCAAAAAGAAAACCUAGUUUGUUUAGAGUAUUAGUAAGAUGCUUCGGCUGUGAUGUAAUGAUGAUUGGGUUGUGUUUAGGGUUCCUCGAAUUUUGUAUAAGAACCUCUCAGCCAAUCAUAUUAGCCAACUUGCUGAAAUAUUUUAAAAAGGACAGUGAGAUGGAGCAAUCCACAGCAUUGAUUUGGGGUACUGGCAUAGUAGUUGGCGUUUUUUUGGAUUGCCUUAUAUCGCAUCCUGCGGGACAAGGAUUGAUGCACAUUGGAAUGAAAAUAAGAGUUGCAUGUUGUUCACUUAUUUAUAGAAAGCUAUUGAAAAUCUCAAAGGUUGUAUCCGAAGGGGAAACCAGUGUGGGACAAAUGAUCAAUCUUGUAAGUAAUGACGUGAACCGAUUAGACUAUUCAUGUUUUACAUUACACUACAUAUGGAUAGCACCUGUUCAGACUAUUCUUGUAUCCUAUCUGUUAGUCAGAAAAGUUCAUAUUGCCGCACUAGGUGGUAUAUUGACUCUUUUGAUUUUCAUACCGGUUCAUGGAGGUUACGGGAAACUAAUAUCUCGACUUACAAAAAAGUUUGCAUUUAGAACAGAUGAGCGAUUAAGAUUGACCAAUGAAAUUAUUAGUGGAGUCAAAGUUAUUAAAAUGUAUGCUUGGGAAAAACCAUUUUACUUCCUAAUAGAUAAGGCUCGAGAGAAAGAAGUGAAAACUAUAAGAAACAAUUUAAUGUCAACAGAAAUAUGUUGGUCUUUCGAAAGUUAUAUUCCUAAGAUUUGUAUUUUUGUGACAAUUUUAGCGUAUAUUUUGAUUGGAAAGGACAUUGACGCAGAAAAAGUAUAUUUAAUUACAGCUUAUUACAAUGUACUGCGUACGUCUUUGUAUCGAUUAUUCCCACUGAGUAUAAAGGAAAUCGCUGAAGCUUUGGUAUCGAUAAAGCGUAUUCAAAACUUUAUGCUGUCGGAAGAGAUUCAACCUAAAUUGACGAUAAACAACGACAAAAUUGUUACGGAAGCUCACAAAAAUAUCGCAAUAUCUUUAAAAAAUGUGACUGCAAAAUGGAAUUUACAAUCAAAACACGAAGCUCUAAGAGAAGUAACUUUUGAGAUAACACCUGGAUCGUUGACGGCAAUUGUUGGACAAGUUGGUGCUGGAAAAUCAACUCUUUUCAAUACCAUUUUAUCUGAAAUCUGUCCUAUUGAUGGCGAUGUAAAAGUCAACGGGAAAAUUUCCUAUUCUUGUCAAGAGCCGUGGCUCUUUACAUCAACAAUUCGUCAAAACAUACUUUUUGGCCAGCCCAUGGAUAAACAACGGUACGAAAAAGUUAUCAAUGUGUGUCAAUUAAAGAGGGACUUUCAAUUACUUCCUUACGGAGAUAACACUUUGGUUGGAGAAAAAGGCCACAAUCUGAGUGGUGGUCAGUGUGCUCGAGUCAAUCUCGCUCGUGCAAUUUAUUUCAACGCCGAUAUUUAUCUUCUGGAUGACCCCUUAUCUGCUGUUGAUACCCACGUUGGCAAGGGUGUUUUUGAAGAUUGUAUCAAGGCCUUCUUAAAAGAAAAAACUGUGGUCUUAAUAACCCAUCAAUUCCAUUUCUUGAAAAAUGUAGACAAGAUCAUUGUACUAAGUAAUGGCACGGUUCAAGCAGAAGGGACAUACAAUGAGUUAUUGAAUUCUGGACUUGACCUGUUGCAGGAUGAAAACGGGUCCAGUGAGAUUAAUGAUAAAGUUGAGACACCUACCAAAGAAAAUGUUACUUUGAUAAAAUCGGCCAUGGCAGAAGACGAAGAAGAAGAAUUAACAGAAAGCCGAACUCAAGGAAAAAUUAAUUUAAAAACUUACCUGCGAUAUUUUGGUGCGUCAAAAAGUAUUUUAUUAGUAAUUUUAGUGAGCGCAGUCACCAUAGCUACGCAAACGGCGUCAACUGGUGCAGAUUACUUUAUCAAUGACUGGGUGAAAUGGGAAGAGGAAAAAGGCUCCAAUUUAUCGAUAAGUGCAGGCGAUUCCUUACGUGGCCGAAGUUAUUACAUUUAUUUUUAUGCCUCGAUUACUGUUGUGACGGUGAUAUUCACGCUACUCGAAGCUUAUUCAUUCUUUUACAUGAGCAUGAGAAUAUCAAGAAAUUUACAUGCUCAAAUGUUUAAUAGUAUUGUAAAUACAACAAUGGCUUUUUUCAACGCCAACUCUAUUGGCCGAAUUAUGAAUAGGUUCUCUAAAGAUAUAGGGAUUGUUGAUACCCGAAUACCCCAAACAGUGGUUGAUGUUACCCAAAUUGCCUUAUAUACAAUAGCUGUGAAUCUUCUGGUCGCAAUUGUUGAUGUAUGGUUUGUAAUUCCAGCGGUAUUCAUAGGUAUAAUAGCUUACUACUUUCGCUCGUUUUACAUCAAAGCUAGUCGAAGCAUCAAGAGAUUGGAAGGAAUGACUCGAUCUCCCGUUGUAAACCAUUUGAGUGCUAGUAUUCAUGGCAUCACAACAAUUAGAGCUUUCGGUGCCGAAGGCAUAUUAACAAAAGAAUUUGACAAUCAUCAAGAUCUGCAUUCUUCGGCUUGGUUCAUUUUUUUCUCUGGUUCAAGAGCUUUCGGCAUGUACAUCGAACUCCUUUGUAUGACCUUCAUAGCCAUCAUAGUGUACACUUUACUAAUAAUAAAUGAUCUGACAAGAGCCGGAGAUGUAGGUCUCGUCGUUACGCAGACUAUAUUGUUGUCAGGCAUGUUGCAAUGGGGUGUCCGACAAACCACGGAAUUAGAAAGUCAAAUGACAUCCGUUGAAAGAGUCUUAGAAUACUCCCAUCUUCCUCCAGAACCAAUGUUAAAGCGUACACCUGAAAACAAAGCACCAGAUCAUUGGCCCAUAAAGGGUUGUAUAAAGUUUGAAGACGUCAGUUUAACUUAUGAUAGACAAGAGCUACCUGCUCUAAACAACCUUAACUUCACUGUACAAUCGAACGAAAUGAUUGGCAUUGUUGGAAGAACUGGAGCAGGUAAAUCUUCCAUUAUAAAUGCUAUAUUUCGACUGGCAGAUGUCACGGGAGAGAUAUACAUUGAUGAUGUUGCCACGAGUAAGAUAGCUCUUCAAGACUUGCGUUCGAAGAUUAGUAUUAUCCCACAAGAACCAGUUCUCUUUACCGGAACUCUACGUAAAAAUCUGGAUCCCUUCGAGGAGUAUUCCGAUCAUGUUCUUUGGCAAGCCUUGGAAGAUGUCGAACUAAAGGGAUUUCUCGAUUCCGAUUUAGGUCUGCAGAUGCUGGUUAUGGAAGGUGGCUCGAAUUUCAGUGUUGGACAAAGGCAACUGUUAUGUUUAGCUCGUGCCAUUGUUAGGAAUAACAAGAUAUUCGUUUUGGAUGAAGCCACGGCUAACGUCGAUCCACAUACUGACGAGCUCAUCCAAAAGGCUGUUCGUAAGAAGUUCGAAAACUGUACGGUACUUAUUAUUGCGCAUCGUCUGAAUACAGUUAUGGAUAGUCAUAAAAUUCUUGUAAUGGAUGGCGGUAAAAUUGUGGAAUUUGAUCACCCGUACAAUUUACUUCAAAAUAAAGAUGGAGUGUUCUACAAUAUGGUUAAGCAAACUGGCCCAGCUAUGGCUGAAAAUCUUUGCGAAAUAGCCGAAUCGAACUAUGAAAGUCAUAUCAGUAUACGUUUAUAAGUACAAAUCAUUAUCGUUGAUAACAAUACUAUUACGUUAUGUAUACUAUGUAUACAAAAGUGCAAUUACUCCCAAAAUAUUCAAAUAUGUAUGAAGUACUUAAACUUAUCGACAGAAAAGUGAUCAAUAAGCUUCAGAAAAUAUUUCCAUCUGCAAGUCAAUUAAGACUACGUAUAAUAUUUUUACAUGUGUUAAAAACAAACUUGUAUAUAGAUAAAUACUGUGUUAAACAUUUGAGUAGAAGAAAAUUACUACUUAAACUAGAAAAAAAGUGUAUAAUGUCAAGUUUUUUAUAAAUAUAAAAAGGAAGUAUUAAAUAUUUUUUUCAAUAU
Messenger RNA from Copidosoma floridanum, 4490 nucleotides. Its product is annotated as putative multidrug resistance-associated protein lethal(2)03659. Gene Ontology annotation, biological process: transmembrane transport. Gene Ontology annotation, cellular component: membrane. The record is from RefSeq and is a predicted model, not a curated record. Gene Ontology annotation, molecular function: ATP hydrolysis activity; ATP binding; ABC-type transporter activity. Lineage: Eukaryota; Metazoa; Arthropoda; Insecta; Hymenoptera; Encyrtidae.